UCCGAGCGCCUCAGGCACAUACCAUUCCUGCCAGAAGUCGACGUGUGCAGGGCCCAGCCACAUAAGAUAUCCGGCGAUCGAUUUGAAGAUGGGCACUGACUUGCAAUUGCAAUAGGCAAUUCAACGAAUCUCAAUCGCGGCCUCACCUCAGCUAGUCUCCUCCGGCUUCGUUGACUGGAACACCAGCAGACGUCGUCUCGGAUCCGUGUGCGAGCCAGCGGCAGCUCCGGCAGAUCAAGCGGUGUUAGAGGGCUCAGUCAGUUCCUAAACGUGGGGUUAAAUGUAUGAUUUUGAUGAUGUCGGAGCCGCCGAGUGCGACCAAGAUGUGUUGAACUCCUUUCGCACAGACAUCAAUCAGAAGUUGUGGCGUGUGGACGCGCUGCUUCUUGCCAGUGCCAUCAUGGCGGGAUUCAUAGUUGGGAUAGGUGCCUAUGGCCAGCACUACCGUCACCACCCUAUCACCCGUUUUAUCUUCCUCGGUGCCACCACUUUGUUCUUGCCUAUCAUUUCCACAGUUGUCUCCAGCAGCACUGUAUUGGUCUCUACCUUGAUCCCUCAUGGGAUCAACGACUUGAAUACGUCCAGCCCUGCUUUGGUCGCAUUGUGCAAUCCAGCCAAACACUCAGUCAUUGUAGUAACCUGGGCAUUACUUGUUCAGAACAUCAUGAUCAAUACCAGCGUAGUAGUUGCUGUUGAUGACAGAGAAGGUCCAAGCAUAGGGCCUCCUAUUGAGCUGCUUGCUCAGGGGGUCUGGACCCUUUACCUUGGCAUCAGCCACCUCACAGAGGUUACUGAGAACUACCAAACCUACGUCCUCAUUGUUCUUUAUCAACUUGAACUCUUACUCUUUCUCGUCACGAUUGCCAAACUGGUAUUCAAAUAUUAUGCGGUUAAAAACGCACAACAAUCCUUUGCUUUUGGGCGCAAUCCUCGUCUUGUUUUUGGGUACAUGCAUCAACAGCUACCUCUAAUGGCAAGCGAGCAUGAGCCUCCCCGUCUAUUGGUUAUGGGAGAGGAGACAAUACAGGUGGAGAAGCAACCUCAGGGGUAUGUGUUCAAGGAUGACUCAUCAGGGGAGACACUGCUAAAAGCCACAGGCUUGGUGACUAUUGACAGAGUCUGGCAGUUUGAUAGCACGAGCAUGCUUCUUCCAGCACCAGCACCACAAAGGUUAAAAGACUUGUGCUUGUCUUUUGCAUUGUUCAAGUUGCUGAGAUGUCGAUUUGCAGGAUACGAGCUAGCUUACUCGGGCUUUGAUAAUGCAAUCAGUUUUUUCUGGAGCUUGUUGCUCAAGGAUUGUGAGCCUGACAGGGUAUUUGGUGUGAUAGCUGAUGAGCUUUCUUUCCUUCACGAUUGUUACUACUCAUCCCUCCCGAUCUCUUAUUCAAUGUGUUGGCUGCCCAUCAUGGGCAUCAUUAUCUCACUCUCGAGCAUAGGUUACUGCAUCUUUCUUGCAGUGUGGAUGAUAAUCAUCAAUAGGAAUUGUUACAAUUAUCAGAUGGUGUGUACUAUCCGAUGUGAGAAUGCAACACAACUACAUUUGGGAAUCCUUGAGUUGGAUUUGAUACCCCUGGUAUCGCUUUUGGUGUUUGUCGUGAUAGCUGAGGUGAGGGACAUAGUUUCCCACAUUUACUCCAACUGGACCAAAGUAGUCCUCACUUGCCGCCUUCUGAACGAUGAGCUUUCCCCUUCCAUGCGCAAAUGGGCUCUCCAUAUUUUGGGUCGACACAGGUGUAAGCUGACGAAGCAUUGGGACGAGGAAAUGGGUCAAUGCUCAGUGCUGCCUCUUGGUCCAAGUAGAACCCCGCUUGCACUUGUCAGGCGUCUCUUCGGUCUGCCAUGCCAGAAGAGGAAGGUCGACUCAGCUAUGAAGGUUUCUAUAUUUAAUGCACUAAUAUUCAGCAGAGAUAAUGCUGGACAACUGAGGAAUGGCAAAGCUUCUCUCUGCCGCUGGGGUCAAGAAGGCAAAAUGUUACUCUGGGCCUGCAACAGCAAGAACGUGUCUGAUAUUAUACUUACAUGGCAAAUCGCCACAAGCAUCCUCGAGGUGAGGUACAAAGCUUCUUCAUUUGUUACUUCAUGUUCUUAUAGGACUACUGCCGCUUGUCUGUCACGCUACUGCACGUACCUCGUGACCUGGUGUCCGGAGUUGCUCCCUGACGAAGAAGCUUGGAGCAAGAGCCUGUAUGAGGCAGUUCACAAGGAUGCCCGCCAGGCGUUGGCUGAUUCUUCAUCGACACUGGACUAUCAGCAGCUGGUCCAACUAUUGAGUGCCAAGUCCAAGCAUGAGGUGCUCAGGAACGGAGUGGAGCUUGGAAAGCAGCUUGUGGAGACGAUCGACGGUGAGGAGCGGGCGUGGAAGUUGCUGGCCGGCUUUUGGUCGGAGAUGAUCCUGUACGUCGCGCCGUCAGACAAUCUGAAGGGGCACAAGGAGUCCAUUGCCCGUGGCGGCGAACUCAUUACGCUUCUCUGGGCGUUGCUCAACCAUGCCGGAAUCGUCAACCGGCCAACCAGUACUGUAGAUACCACCUGCAGGGCGACUGCUUCUGGUAGUCCCGGUGACGCUAGCGGCGGUGCUGGUACGUCGGCCGCAGGUGUGGUUUAAUACAAAUAUAUAAUCCCUCGUUUCUUUCAAUUAUCUUGGUGUUUUGUGUUGUGUGUGCUUCUAUAUUUCUUUGUGCGAGUAUGAUCCAUUGUAUUUGUAUGCUGUGGCUAUAUAUGUUGGUGCCACUGUAAUCUGCUGAUGAUUAGUCUGAAUGUUCCUUCUGUAGCUAGCUUGUUUGGUAUCUUGUCCAUUAUGGUACUCAAGAUCGGAGAACUGCAUGUGUUAUGACUUGUGACUUUUGCUUCUA
Panicum virgatum (switchgrass) is the source of this 2852-nucleotide messenger RNA. RefSeq lists its product as uncharacterized. Lineage: Eukaryota; Viridiplantae; Streptophyta; Magnoliopsida; Poales; Poaceae. Bases 281 to 2605 code for a protein of 774 amino acids. The record is from RefSeq and is a predicted model, not a curated record. The transcript is spliced from 2 exons.